This is a messenger RNA of Xyrauchen texanus (razorback sucker), 732 nucleotides long. Its product is annotated as ATP synthase F(0) complex subunit C3, mitochondrial-like. Gene Ontology annotation, molecular function: proton transmembrane transporter activity. Gene Ontology annotation, biological process: proton transmembrane transport; proton motive force-driven ATP synthesis. The coding region runs from base 115 to 534 and encodes 139 amino acids. The record is from RefSeq and is a predicted model, not a curated record. The transcript has 5 exons. NCBI's taxonomy places the organism in Eukaryota, Metazoa, Chordata, Actinopteri, Cypriniformes, Catostomidae.
CUAAAGCUGAUAAAUUACAAGGGAACAGGUUUCCACGGCGUACCACUCAUUUCCUGCUGCAAGUUUGCCUCUGUUACCCCGGCCCUUUUGAGCUGCUUCCAUUAGGCUACAGACAUGUAUGCAUGUGCAAAGUUUGUCACCUCACCUGCUGUGCUCCGCGGGGGGUCCAGGGUUUUGGCCCGGCCUGUUUCGGUGUCUGUGUUCAGUAGACCUGAAGCAAGAAGUGAACAGGCAGCCCUGUUGCCAGUCAGUCAAUCGUCCCAUCUUAAUGUAACCCGGGCAUUCCAGACCAGCUCUGUAUCCAGAGAUAUUGACACUGCAGCCAAGUUCAUUGGUGCUGGUGCAGCCACAGUGGGUGUGGCCGGAUCAGGAGCUGGAAUCGGGACUGUGUUCGGCAGCCUCAUUAUUGGCUAUGCCAGGAACCCCUCCCUGAAACAGCAGCUCUUCUCUUACGCCAUUUUGGGCUUUGCUUUGUCGGAGGCCAUGGGCCUGUUCUGUCUAAUGGUGGCGUUCCUCAUCCUGUUCGCCAUGUAAUUUUGACAUCUGUUGUUCUCCCACACGGUGUCAACUCCCUUGAUCUGGAGAUCAGAACUCUAGCAUGCAGCUUAGGCCAUGACAUCGCCAUUUCAACAAACUCCAUUUUUAUGUUCCUCAGUACCAUUUUUCUCUUUCCGAAAGUAGUAUGUAAGAACUUGCUCCAUGUGAGACCAUCUGAAUAAAUGGUUGAAAUCU